Botrytis fragariae is the source of this 2115-nucleotide messenger RNA. RefSeq lists its product as uncharacterized. Lineage: Eukaryota; Fungi; Ascomycota; Leotiomycetes; Helotiales; Sclerotiniaceae. The record is from RefSeq and is a predicted model, not a curated record. The transcript has 4 exons. The coding region runs from base 1 to 2115 and encodes 704 amino acids.
AUGUCCGAUAGUCCAUUGUCAAUUGCUGCUAGUAUCACAGGAUUGCUUACCUUUGUUGCAGCUGUCAUUGCUGGCUUCUAUGCACAUGCUCUCGGUCUUCGUGAUGCCGUUGAUACACAAGCCGAAAUAUCUAGUGCAUUAGAUAAAAUAUAUCUUCUCGAAACGGAGACUGAUAUGUUGAAUAAUGCAUAUUUAGCUUCACUCAUUCGUCAACCAGAUCGAAAAUAUGGUACUGGUGAUUUCAAGUAUUUUCAGGGACUUUAUGUCCAAUCAUUAGAACGAAUGAGAGUCAUGGACAGAGAGUUAAGGACGAGUGCCGAGUUGGUAACAAAAGGUGAUGGAUAUGGUAGGAUGUCCAGAGUAAAAAGAAAGGCUACUUGGAUGGCAUCGAGAGCUCGUAUCCAAAGAGAUAUUGAUGAGAGGAAAACCGAGAGCAUAAGGAUCUUUCAAAUCCAACUUGCCACGUUAUCAGCGAAAAUUGAUGAGCUAUCUUAUCAUCAAAACAAUCAUAACGCCACCUGCAAUGUCAUGCUGAACGGUAUGGGCGACUUGUCAAAUGGCAUGAUGAUACUACCUCCAACACCACCAUCCCCUACACUUUCUACUUCCUUUCAUGAUCGACCAAAGAUCAAUAAUCAUGCAGAAAUCUCAGCCACGCCAAGUCAAUACCACACGCCAUCAAAAACGGUGAAGGAUAAUAAAGUUAGCAUUGAUGAUCUCAAAGAUGGCAGCAGCGUAUCCGGGCAACUGAAAAGUUCGAUCCUGAAGGAAACUCUACGGUCAAUGGAAUUAUCAUCACAAUGUACCGUCGAUACUCAAAAGAAUACCGCUGAUGGAUCCGCGAUGGGAAUAUCUGGGACCAAAACGCCCACGGGACCACCCCGAAAAACCAGCAUCUCAAGCAAAAGGAAGUCUUGGUAUAGUCUAUCAAGUAGAAAGUCGGAAGACUGUGGACCUAUCGCUGUCGUACAGACCAGCCUUUGCAAUCGAACGGAAAGCCUUAAAGAUCGAAAAACAACCUCUCCACACGCAACUAAACAACCUCUACCUCUACUCAACACCCACAAAAACGCUUCCAACAACCCUAUCACAAUCAUCGUCACAUCCCCAACCCCAGAUACCAACAUUCAACCAGACUCUUGCUCGAUAUCUAGUACAUCAUCACAUUCCUCAUCCCUCUCCUUAAAAUCUACCUCCAGCUUCGACCCCUCCCUUCUCAUGCCCCCUUUUCCACCAACUCCUCUGAAAUAUGACAUCCCCAAAUCCAACGAAGCGCCCGAGGUGAAAAAAUGGCUCAUCGGCUGUAUGAAUCGAAAAGCUGAUACGCUCCCUCGCAAACUCGUUUUUCGAAUGAUGGAAAUUUAUGGGAUUCAAAAAGAAGAGUUGGACCCGACGAUGUGGGCAAAGCUUCAGGAAGGAGUUGUAGAUGAGGGGGUGGUAUUGAGUGUUGAUGCUGAUGCUGAUGUUGAGGAUAAGGAUAAGAAUAAAGGCAAUGGGAAUAGUGAGGGGGGGAAAGAGGAGCCAGAGAAGGAAAAGAAAAAGGAGGAAUCUAAUAGUGUCGAUGCAUUUCAGAGCCCAAGGAUUUCAUUCUAUUCUCGAGGAAAGCGGGGACGAAAAGAUAUCCCCUCCGAGCAUCCCAAUAACACAAUUCUCACGAAACGACAUACCUACCCUAACUCCAACUCCAAAUCAAAUAAUAACAAAAAUCACACCAUCACCACCAUCAAAAGCCCAAACCCAAACCCAAACAGGCCAAACCCACAAUCCCCACCCACCAAAACCUCAACAACAAAUCCAAGAGUCUGGCAAAACCCCUCAUCGCGCGCUCGGAAUUGGCCUACCACAAUCCCUAAUAAUAAUAACAUGAUGAACAUGCACCACAACGCUGCAUUUUCUUUCCCUCCUUACGCACAUACAAAUGCCAAUCCACAUACGAAAUCAAGACCUAGUACGCAGCAUGGGAAACACAAUAGGUAUGGCAAUGGAAAUGGGUAUGGGAAAAUGACGAAGAAGAAGAGGGGAGUUUGUCCGCCGUGUUCGAGGAGGGGAUCGAUGGUUUCGUUGGGGAGGAUUCCCGAACAUGAGGAGGAGUUUGGGGGAGGGGAGGGGAAGUGA